Molecule: messenger RNA, 618 nt
Organism: Morchella sextelata
Lineage: Eukaryota; Fungi; Ascomycota; Pezizomycetes; Pezizales; Morchellaceae
Exons: 3
Coding region: 1-618 (205 amino acids)
Biological process (GO): protein targeting to membrane; peptidyl-L-cysteine S-palmitoylation
Cellular component (GO): Golgi apparatus; endoplasmic reticulum
Molecular function (GO): protein-cysteine S-palmitoyltransferase activity
Source: RefSeq, a predicted model, not a curated record
AUGACCAUCAUUGUCUGGAUAAAUAACUGCGUAGGACAGCUCAACACGCGCCACUUCCUCGCAUUCCUCGCCGCAACAAAUAUCCUUCUGAGUUAUGGUUUAUACCUCUCAUUCAGCAUAAUCCAGUCCUUCAUCGUCCGGGCCCUAAUACCAUCCCAAAUCGCCAUCGAAACUCUCUCAUGGUCUGUUUACCUCCAUCUCUUUGGCGUUGCCAUAGUUGAAGAAAUAUACAUUGGCGCUGUAUUCCUUCUUUGCAUGUUGACCGGCGUACUAUCAUUUGCAUUCACAAUUUACCACCUGUACCUAAUCUGGGCUGGCACAACCACUAAUGAGACGAUCAAGUGGUCUGACUGGCGCGAUGACAUAAAAAACGGCGACAUCUUACUCGCCGACCCCGAGGAAGAUGAUGAUAUAACAGAGCUCGAUGCAGACGAGAUGUGUCGUGACUGGCCACGAGUCACGACACAGCUAUUCUACCGUAUUGACCCCACAAAUAGGGGGGAUAUACCAAGGGGCAUAAUAUGGCGCCGUGUCCAAGGACUUAGGGAAAUUGAUAAUAUCUAUGAUUUGGGGUGGAGUAGCAACUUUAGGGAUGCCAUCUGGCCGAGGGCGCUUUAA